CCUGAGUGAGACUCACCCCACUCGGUUAUACUCCAUCCCUUUUAAAAAUAUUCCUAUAUCCAUGAUUUCGCAUAAGUAAAUUUUGUUAAAAAUUUGAUAAAAUGUAUUACAUCUUUUAUGUUGGUACUUUUAUUACAUGUAAAUCUUGAUGAAAUUAGAAUUAAAUUAUUGCCGCAAUGUCGGCUAUUUUGACAGGUGUUAAAACUAUUCGUGAACAUUGGAAAAAAUCUAUUUUAUUUAGUGUACUUGCUUAUUAUGGCGUUGAUUACUUAAAAGACAAAUUUGAGACAAAUGAGUUAAUGCGAGUUUAUUGUGAAGAAGCAGUACGAUUCGGUAAUGAAACUACUUCGGUAUUAGAAACACCAAGAAAUAUAACGGUUAUUCUCAAUCCUAGCGCAAACAAAGCCAAAGCGAAAGUUCAAUUUGAAAAAUAUUGUGCUCCAAUUUUACAUCUAGCUGGACUUAGUGUCAAUGUUAUACUUACAGAAUCCGAAGGUCAUGCAAAAAGAAUUUUAGAAAAACUUGACCAAACUGAAGCUGUUGUUAUAGGUGGUGGAGAUGGUACAGUUUCUGAAGUCAUUACAGGACUUUUACGGCGUUGUAAUAAUGACGCGUCACAAAACCAUGUACCAGUGGGAGUUUUACCUUUGGGCAGAUCGAAUACACUAGCUGCUUCACUGUUUCCUGGGGGGGAUAAAUUAAGUGUUGUACGUUCAUUAGCUGAUGCUACAAUGGCUGUAGUUAAACAAAAUACAAAACCAAUUGACUUAAUGAAAAUUGAAGUUCAAGAUGACACAAAUUCAAAACCUGUUUAUGCAGUAAAUGAAAUUGAAUGGGGAGUUUUCCGAGAUGCCAGAGCAGUACAAGAUAAAUAUUGGUACUUUGGUAAAUUAAGAAAUUACGCAACUUAUAUAUUUAAUGCUUCCCAAAUAAAUUCACCAUAUGAAGCUACUCUAGUCUAUUCGUUACCUUGCCCUGGUUGUAAAAAUUGUAAAAAUGUGAUAUCGAAUUCAGAGAAUAAAUGGUGGAAAAGUUUAUUUGGACGAUCCACUUCAAAGCAAGAAGCAAUACAAUAUGUUAAUGUUAAUCCACAAUGUAAUCAGCUAAUCGAAAAAGAUGUCGCCACUACUAGUAUCAGUUUAAGAACAACAAACACAAUGGAUGAAUCUAAUGUUGAUGUACCUCAACUUUGUAUAAAUGUUGGCCCUGAUAAAAUUGAUUACAUUGACUUUGUAAAACAAGGUGUUAGUCAACAACCACAAAUUAUUGAUAAAGUAGCUGCACGUCAAGUACAAUUGAAACCAGGCAUUCCUGAAAGUGAGGAAGAAUUGUCAAUUGACAAUGAAAGUUUUGAGUUGAAACCAAUCACAGUAACAUUAUUACCCAAAGCUAUAAAAGUUUUUACAAAAUAACCACUGUAAUUUG
Chrysoperla carnea is the source of this 1425-nucleotide messenger RNA. RefSeq names its product acylglycerol kinase, mitochondrial (gene Mulk). Gene Ontology annotation, biological process: protein insertion into mitochondrial inner membrane; ceramide biosynthetic process. The coding region runs from base 177 to 1412 and encodes 411 amino acids. The transcript has 2 exons. Gene Ontology annotation, molecular function: ceramide kinase activity; ATP-dependent diacylglycerol kinase activity; acylglycerol kinase activity. Gene Ontology annotation, cellular component: mitochondrion; TIM22 mitochondrial import inner membrane insertion complex. The record is from RefSeq and is a predicted model, not a curated record. Lineage: Eukaryota; Metazoa; Arthropoda; Insecta; Neuroptera; Chrysopidae.